Desarmillaria tabescens is the source of this 1051-nucleotide messenger RNA. RefSeq lists its product as uncharacterized. The record is from RefSeq and is a predicted model, not a curated record. The transcript is spliced from 3 exons. Bases 84 to 749 code for a protein of 221 amino acids. Lineage: Eukaryota; Fungi; Basidiomycota; Agaricomycetes; Agaricales; Physalacriaceae.
GGCCAGCCGACCCUUCAAAUAAAACCCUUGUCACUCCCACAAAAUUUUUCCCCUCCUUUCUCCAAGCCUUCCUUCCUUUCACGAUGUUCUCCAUCCUCGUCGCCCUUGCCGCCCUCCCUCUGACGCUCGUACACGGUCUCACCAUCAGCAACCCCACAGAGACCGUCACCUCUACCGGGCCCAUAACCAUCUCGUGGACCACCCAAUCCGGUGACCCGUCGACGUUCUCUAUUGAGCUCAUCAACCAGUCUUUCAACAGCCAGUACGCCAUCGCCAACAAUGUCGACUCCAGCCUCGGAUCUCUCAGCCUCACCCUCCCUCAGAUCCCUGCUGAGGAUGGAUACACGAUUGAGCUCGUGAAUAUCUCCAACAUCAACGACGUCUACGCUCAGACCAGCACUUUCUCCGUCUCAGAGCCAGUCAGCUCGUCAGCCUCCGCGUCGUCGACGGGGUCUGCCAGUGAGAGCAGUAGUGCCAGCGGUAGUGCCAGUGCCAGUGGAUCAGCUUCAGUUUCCGGGUCUGCCUCCGCAUCUGGCUCUGUUUCCGCCACCGCAUCCGGGUCCACCUCCCGCGCGAGCUCAGCCUCUGCCUCGGUAUCAGGCUCCUCCACCCGCGCGUCCUCCACCUCUCCCUCCGCCUCAUCAGCCGCUGCUACCGCUUCUUCCUCUGCGUUCAACGCUGCCUCGCGCGUGCAGAUCGGAGGUGCCGGUGUCCUCGCUGCUGUCUUGGCAUGGGUCAUCGCUCUCUAAGCAGACACUUUUUUUCCUUUUGGACAAGACUUUUUUGGGGCUUUUUUACGAACGAUUACGCACACUCAUACUUAUUAUAUAUACCUCUCUCCAAAACGUUCUUUUGAUGGACUGUCUACGUAUUGUACUCUUUACGUACCGUCAACCCGACCCGUACUUAUCGCCUGUCGUUGCUGUCAAUCAACGUCCGUUCUCGGUUGUUUUGUCGCGCCAUUAUUGCGUUGUAUUCGGUGGAGUUGAGCGAUGGCUGAGUAUGCUAAGGUUUCUUGACAGCCAUGAUGAGACAUAGACUAAACACAUAU